AUGCUGCAGGCCGUUGAUUUUGCGAAAGUGAUCCUGUCUGGCCAAUGGGCACCGAAGCUUCUAGCCGGAAGCCAUUUGACUGAGAGGGAUGCUUGGAGCAAGGCUUUUCUUGAUUUCUGGCACAAGUAUGAAAGUGUCAAUGAGGCACACCCAGUUUUCAACGAUCAUGCUGGAGAACUUAGUGUUUGCAUCCCCGUGCUUUUGCAUGGGGAUGAAGGUGUGGGACACCGACGACGACCUGUGUUGCAGCUAUCUUGGGGACCGUUGCUGUCAAUCGGCAGUGGCUCUUGGGACCGGCUCUUCCUCAUGACAACGUGCCCCUGCAAGCUUUAUUCUCACUUUAACAAAGGGAAUGAGGCGGGGAACAAAAUCCUGGACAAGCUGUUUGAUGAGAUGGCACGAUCCCUUCGCCGGGCAUACUGGACGGGUGUGACAGUGGGGAGUGUAACCUUCUACCUAGAUGAGAUGUUUGGGGAACCAGACCGUGGGGACGAUGAGGCUUCAGAGCCCGAAGGUGACGAGGAUGACGAGGCCUCCCAAGCUUCGGAGGAGGAGACCGGCGAUGUGCAGGGUCCCUUUGAUGUGCCGGCUGAUGACACAGCUGUCGAUGCUAAUCCCUUGGACAUGGAGGCUGAUGCAGCUAUUGGCCCCAAUCCCUUGGACGUGCAGGCUGAUGCAGCUAUCGGCCCCAAUCCCUUGGACGUGCAGGCGGAUGCAGCUGUGGACCCCAAUCCAUUGGACGUGCAGGCUGAUGCAGCUAUCGGCCGCAAUCCCUUGGACGUGCAGGCUUCAGUGGCUAUGGACCCUUUGGAGUGGGCUUCUCAGCGGUCACCUGCUGUGGUGGCAGAGGUUGUCUCGAGUCCCGAGGCGGUUCAGAGCAGGGAGGAUUUGGCAAAGGAGCAGCUGCAAGAGCGGUUGCGAGCCCUCAAGAACAUGAUGGUGCUCAAGCGCGAGGACACGCAGCUGGUGCCGCCGGAUGUCCUGGAUCAAGCUGCGAACAGGUACUUUCCGUUGGCUCCCAGAGGUCCCUGGCCCAUGGCUUGCAUCGUGCUGCUCCACUUGCUUCUGAGUCCGGUGCGAGUGGGUCCUCUGCUGGUGUGUGGCUGGGCCAAACUCAAUGUGCAGAUGGGUGCCGGGUUGCAGCCCUCUCAUGACACCAAGCCCGGAGCCAUCGUGAUCGAGGAGACCAUUGAGCGGGGAAGGCUGUUCCGUAGGCCUUCGACCAGUGACAUGGAAGGGCUUCGCUGCAACUUGGAAACCAAGUUUGCCGUCGAGGCGGCAACGGGUACCCGUGACGAGUUGCAAGUGAUUGCAAGACCGCUGGCAAGUUCAAAGAUGGGUUCUAUUAUGGGGCCGGGCACACGAGCCUCAAAUCCGGAUUCCAUCCCAAAGCCUUGUGGCACACAGCAGGUUUCAACCCUAGAGCCGAGUGAGAAGGAUCCCGCACUAGACUUUCGUGUGCCCUCCCAGAAGCCUUCCGCUUCAGAGCCUUGUGUGGUCUCCGAGAAGACUUCCACCCCAGACGCUUGUGUGGCCUCCGACAAGACUUCCACCCCAGAUGCUUGUGUGGCCUCCCAGAAGAAGUCUAAGAAGCCACGUAGGGACUCCCAACAGGAUGCCGGCCCCUCCCAGACCGCCAUGAAUGAGGCCAACUCCCUCCCAGAGCCUGUCAAGGUCGCGGAGAAGGAUCCCCUCCCAGAGCUUUCGGAUGGGAACGCAGCAGGUUGUGCAGCCGAUAUUCCGGAGGUUCCUCAUAGCUUUACUAGGGUUGAGCAGAGGAUGUUGCGGAAGCAAAAGGUGGCAGCUCAGCGGAAGCGCAAGCAUGGCGAGGAUCAGCCCCACGACGAGGCUGAGGGUGAGGAUUCAGAGGCACCAGAGCCACGUGGACGUGGCCGUGCUCGCGGUCGGGGAGGCCGCGGUCGCGGUCGUGGUCGCGGCCGCAGUGGAGCCGUCAAGGAUGAUGAGGAGAAGCCUUUGCAGAGCCUGAGCCGCAGCCGUAGCCCGGCUGUGAUGAAGCGGCCAGCUGCGAAGGGGCAGGUGUCUACUAUGGUGCCAAAGAAAUCGGCGGAGCCCAAGAACAAGGCCAAGGCUGUUAGCGAGGUGCCUAAGAAAGCGGCCCGGCCGAAGACGAAGCCGGGGGCUGCCAGCGAGGCGGCUGAUCGCGAGAAUGGUGCAUCCCUGCAGGAUCUAUUGAAGCUCGUGUUGGACGGGUUGCCCCUACUCAAGGCCCAGGCUGCUGAUAUGGUCAAGCUGCGUCCGGACUACAACUCACGAGAUGUACUCCCCAUCGCGGUGGAGCGCCGAGGCCCUUUGAAGCAGAUUGCCGGCUGCACACAGCUAUCGCAUGUAUAA
Molecule: messenger RNA, 2352 nt
Organism: Symbiodinium sp. CCMP2592
Lineage: Eukaryota; Dinophyceae; Suessiales; Symbiodiniaceae
Source: the annotation of a GenBank genome assembly